AUGCCCAGAACAUACCAAAGGGCAUCAGAGAAAGGCAAAUGGUCAGCGGAUGCACUUAAAUCAGAAUUGGAAACUAUGGAAGAAAAAAGAAGAGAGAAAAAAGAAAAAAAACUCUCAACAACUUUAGAAAGUAAAAAAAUCAACAAGAAGCCAAAGCACAUUCGCAAUAUUAAGUUUGAUGACGAUGAUACUGAACCUGAGAGUUAUUCUGAAAGCGAGCUUUGUGUUGAUGAUGACAUAGACGAAGUUGAUCCUUUCCCAACCCAUGAAGAUGACAUCUGUUUAAUUUGCGGAGAGUUUGAAAUGGAUGACGACUUUCAACCAAUAACGACCACAAGUUUUUAUGGUCGAAAAAUAUUUUCUACAUUGCAAGAAGCUGCGGAUGCAAUUGAGAGUCACGAAGACGAGGCUGAUGUAAUAGUCCUGCCACCAGAACCGGAUGUUCUCACCGAUCAAGAAGAGUUUGAUGAUGAUAAUAUUAUGGAAAGCCAUAUUCCAAACGAUGUGCCCGGAUAUAUUGAAGUAAAUUUUGGCAAUACAGACGAAUGGAGUGACAGUGACGACGAGCCAUUAUCAAUAUUUGUCAGCAAGCGUCCUCGUGCCGAAGAGAGAAAUCCUGUAUGGGAGAAAAUUGAGCCGGUUUAUGUUUUCUCACGUGACACAGAAAAUGGCGCUAAUGAUCGUUUAGAAAAAGUAAAGGAAAGUUUACGUGGCUAUAAUCCAGUGCAAAUUUUUGAGAAACUGUUUGACGAUAAUGUGUUCCAACUUAUGAUAGAGCAAUCAAUUAUUUACUCUCGACAGAAAAAUAAUCAUGAUUUUUUUGCUACCAUGGAAGAAAUGAAAAUUUUCAUUGGAAUUUUGUUGCUCUCUGGGUAUCACAAAUUGCCACAACAGAGGAUGUAUUGGUCUUUAGAUGAAGAUUUAGGUGUCAAAAUUGUUUCGGGAUCUAUCUCACGCAAUAGAUUUCUAGAAAUAAAAAGAUACCUACAUUUUGCAGAUAAUGAUAAAAUAAAUAAAAAUGAUAAAAUGUUCAAGUUACGGCCCCUUAUGGACAUUUUGAACAAAAAUUUUAGACAGUGGGGAUUUUUUCAUAAAUCUCUGAGCGUGGAUGAAGCAAUGGUGAAAUAUUUUGGGCACCACUCCGCCAAACAAUUUAUCCGCGGAAAACCAGUCCGCUUCGGAUUCAAGGAUUGGAUGUUGUGCAGUUCAACCGGGUAUUGCUACGCGUUUGACACCUAUUGUGGCAAAAACAGUGAGAAGAAGGGGCAAUCACUUGGUCUUGGUGCUGAUGUGGUAAUUUCAUUGCUAGAACAUCUAGACAACCCAGCUGACCACAUAGUGUACUUUGACAAUUUUUUUACCACUCUUCGUCUCAUGAACCAAUUGACAGCUAAAGGUAUACGUGCUACAGGCACUAUUCGUGAAAAUCGGCAGAAGAAUUGUAACAUUCAGUCUUCUAAAAUGAUGGACAAAGAGGAAAGGGGCACAUACGACUAUAGAUUUAACUGUGAGAAUAACUUACUGAUUGUGAAAUGGAAAGACAAUAGUGUUUGCUCAAUGGCUAGUAAUCACGAUUUUAUUGAACCUCUCAACUACGUCAAGCGAUGGUCGCGAGCCAAAAAGGAGAUAACUACGGUCCAACAACCUUUGGUUUUUCAAAAUUAUAAUGCUGGAAUGGGCGGCGUUGACUUGAAUGACCAGGCAACAAAUACUUACAGAAUAAGCAUAAGGGGCAAGAAAUGGUGGUGGUGUUUAUUCACUCAUAUGGUCAAUGUAACCAUGACAAAUUCCUGGAAGUUACAUCAAAUUUGUGCCUCGCCGGAAGAAAAAAUUAGCCUUCUUGACUUUACAAGAUAUGUUGCUCGGUAUUAUCUCCGCUUGAACAAUAAAACUCGUAAAACUAAUCGACCAUGUCAAGUUCCUGGUGCUGUGAGAUAUGACAAUGUUGGUCACUUCCCAGAGAAGAUUGAGAAACAGCUUAGAUGUAGCGUGUGCCAUUUGCAGCACGUAGAGCAAAAACUUCUCAUUCCUAGUCACUCCUCUUCAGCUGUUGUUUCGAAUAUCAUAGUAGCUUUGAAUAUUGGAUUUCUAAUAGCUUUGGCUAGAUGUUUAAGAAAACCUAUACAUCCUAUUUUGAACGAAUUUGUAUAG
Molecule: messenger RNA, 2151 nt
Organism: Sitophilus oryzae (rice weevil)
Lineage: Eukaryota; Metazoa; Arthropoda; Insecta; Coleoptera; Curculionidae
Product: piggyBac transposable element-derived protein 2-like
Exons: 4
Coding region: 1-2151 (716 amino acids)
Molecular function (GO): sequence-specific DNA binding
Source: RefSeq, a predicted model, not a curated record